ACAAUGUUAAAUGACAAUCUGGCAACUGUCAUCAAUGGCAAACAGUGCCGGCAAAUUUUACAAAAAUAUAACGACGAACAUGAAUCGGAUUUGAAAUUGCUAAGUUUUAACGUAACCCCAGCGGAAGAGGUGAAAGGUUUUUUGGGCGAAUAUUUUCACCUGAAUUUGCUUUGUACUGAAAUAGCUGAAGCAGAAGCAGCAGAAGAUGAGGUGAAUGAGGAUGGAGAGUCAACAGAAGAAAAUGCUGAGGCAGAGGAAAAUAACAACUCUGAGGACGAUUUUCUUGGCAAGAGUUUGAAGUUUUUUGUAAAGAAACUUCCCCUGGUGCAUGAGCUGCACGAAAAAGUUAUUAUCUUUCAGAAAGAGAGUCGUCUGUACAGCUCGCUGCUGAUGGAAUUGCAGGAAUAUUCUCCCCAACCAUGGUGCCCCAAGGUAUAUUUAUGUUCCUCACAACUUCUGGUCUUGGAAGAUCUCGAAGAGUUGGGUUAUCAUUCCCUGAACAACAGGGAUACCUUGGAGGAAUCUGAAAUAUUUGCCAUACUCAGAGGACUGGCGGCAAUGCAUGCUUCCAGCUUACUCUAUGAACUUUACGAUAAGACCAUCGAAGAUAAUUUUUAUGAUUGCCUCAAAGAAAUUACCGUUCAUCCAGAAAUACCCUGGUUUACAACCGGCCUUAAAACCAUAUUAGAAAUUGCAAAGCAACAUCCAAAAUAUCAAGAAGAGGUCUCACAGGAAUUUAUCGACAAAGAGUUGCCAUAUCAUUUGAAAUCUGUGUAUUUUAUGGUAAACCCUUCGCCAAAAUAUCGCAACGUGGUGUGUCAUCGUGACACCUGGGGUGGUAAUAUAUUUCUAAAUUCGGAAGACCCAGAUGGCUCCGCCAUGUUUGUGGAUUUUCAAACCUGCCGCUAUUGCCCACCGGUGAUUGAUGUGAUCUUCACCCUCUUCAUGAAUUUGAAUAAAGAGGAGAGAAUGGAACGCGAGGAGGAAUAUUUGAGAUAUUACUGGGAUCAAUUCAAAGGUAUUCUGGCAUCAAAUGACGAUGAUGGUGGCGAGAGUUGGGGUCUAAGUGAAGAGGAUUUCUUGGAAUCUUAUAAGGAGUUUAAAUUAUUCGGUUAUGUCUACCGGGCCUUGGCUGUGACCAUUUUAAAAGUUCCCAAAGAAAUUGUCACCGAAGAGUAUAAAAAUGUGGAGCGAACAACGCCUUUGAUGGAAUAUAUGGAGGAGAAUGAGGAAUUCCGCAUGCUAAUGGAAGAAUGUGUGGAGGAUGUUAUUGAAGCAGUGGUGGACAUGACGACGAAGGAUGAGACGUUCUAA
Messenger RNA from Musca vetustissima, 1314 nucleotides. RefSeq lists its product as uncharacterized. Bases 4 to 1314 code for a protein of 436 amino acids. The transcript is spliced from 3 exons. Lineage: Eukaryota; Metazoa; Arthropoda; Insecta; Diptera; Muscidae. The record is from RefSeq and is a predicted model, not a curated record.